AUGCCACAGAUUUCAUCUUCUGCAGCGCUAAUUAACCGAUUUGAAAAACUCAGUAUUACCGUUAGAUCUGCCUACCGACUACUACCUUAUUUAAAACGUUGGAUUGCUCAUGCUGAACAAAAACAAUGCAGUAAAAUUGUCGCAGAGAAAUUACCAGUCUUCCAUUGUACUAUUCCUGUACGCGCUGUAGGCAAUGCUCGAGUUAAUAUGUUAGCUCGUUUAGGCCAAAGUCAUAGCAAUAAUAGUAACAAUGAUAAUAAUAAUUCUGAAAAUCCAUCUGUUUUGGCCCUUGUGACAAAACAGGUUAAGAAUAACAAUAAUGAUGUAAGUAGUACUCCUUCAGUUUCAGAGAAUAUCAGUCCUGAUAUAUCUGAAUCACCGUGUAAAUUAACAGAUCCACAGCAAAAGCGAAGACGUCGUCGACGGACUUAUUUUUCCACUGAGGCUCUAUCAAUAUUGACAGAGUUUUAUGAGAAGAACUCUAGACCAAAAGGUGCUGAUUUUGGUGCAUUGGCAACUCGUAUAGGAUGUGAUAGAGAAUCUGUUCGUGUAUGGUUUUGCAAUAGACGUCAAUUCGAUCAGCAGUGUUCUAAGAAAGGAUAAUUUCACUAAUACACCUCUGACACAUGUACAAAAAUUACCAGUAGUAUUGAAGCGGGAGAAGACGAAGACUUGGUAAACCAAUGUUAAUUUAGAAAUUGGUAUCUCUGUAUAGCCAAAGUAUGUGUACUCCUAUCUUCAACGCACCACUUUGCACAGAUCUUCGUGUUGUGGUACUUCUGGACUUCAUAUUGUGUUUCUUUGUGUUCCUUUCACGUCUCCCAUGUAUCUCCACAACGCUGUAUCAUUUGCCUUCUCUGAAAUCAAAUGUAUCUCCCUGCUAUUUGAUGUUUUUAUGCCAGCCGAUGAACGUCUC
Molecule: messenger RNA, 916 nt
Organism: Trichobilharzia szidati
Lineage: Eukaryota; Metazoa; Platyhelminthes; Trematoda; Strigeidida; Schistosomatidae
Source: the annotation of a GenBank genome assembly